GCUAGAGCUGUGGAGAGCUGAGGGAGAGAGAAGCUGGGAGAAGGGGAAGGAGCCAUUGUAGCAACAGCUUUGGAGGUUGGGUGGGUGGCGGGAAGUCUCUGGAGGAGAGGAAAGAGGAGACAGCUUAUAGGGGAACUGAGAGAAGGGGUCAGGAAGGACCCUGCAGCUCGGAAUUGACAGCUCUGUGGCAGCAGUGCUGCAAAGAGGGGGUGGGGAGAGGCAAGAGGACGCUGCUGCAUGCAUGCAGCGCGCUGACUCCCAAAGCGUCCAGGGGGAAUGUGACAUCAGCGCCGGGCGCUGGCGGCUGAAAGAGGCAGCAGCGGCAGCAGCUCUCCUCAGAAGUGCCUCGAGCUCGGCGCCCCCUGGAGAAGACCCCCGACCUUUGCCCAAAGCAGGCAUGUCGGCCAAGGAGAGGCCAAAGAGCAAAGUGACCAAGGACAGCGUCACCUUACUACCUUGCUUUUAUUUCGUGGAGCUGCCUAUCUUGGCCUCCUCUGUUGUUAGCCUCUACUUCCUGGAACUCACAGAUGUCUUCAAGCCAGUGCACUCUGGAUUCAGCUGCUAUGACCGGAGCCUCAGCAUGCCCUACAUUGAGCCCACCCAGGAAUCUAUUCCAUUCCUCAUGUUGCUUAGCUUAGCUUUUGCUGGACCUGCAAUUACGAUAAUGAUAGGAGAAGGCAUUCUCUACUGUUGCCUGUCCAAAAGGAGGAAUGGAAUUGGAAUGGAGCCCAACAUAAAUGCAGGAGGCUGCAACUUCAACUCUUUCCUUAGAAGAGCCGUCAGAUUCGUUGGAGUUCAUGUAUUUGGACUUUGCUCUACUGCUCUCAUCACUGAUAUCAUACAACUGUCAACAGGGUACCAAGCACCAUAUUUUCUGACUGUAUGCAAGCCGAACUACACAUCUCUGAAUGUAUCAUGCAAAGAAAAUUCCUACAUUGUAGAAGAUAUCUGCUCAGGAUCUGACCUCACAGUCAUUAACAGUGGAAGAAAGUCAUUCCCUUCUCAACAUGCUACCCUAGCAGCCUUUGCAGCUGUGUACAUUUCAAUGUACUUCAAUUCUACGUUAACGGAUUCUUCUAAGCUCCUGAAACCUCUCCUGGUGUUUGCAUUUAUCAUCUGUGGUAUCAUCUGUGGCCUAACGCGGAUAACCCAGUAUAAGAACCACCCGGUCGAUGUCUAUUGCGGCUUUUUAAUAGGAGGAGGAAUUGCUCUAUACUUGGGAUUGUAUGCUGUGGGGAACUUUCUGCCAAGUGAAGAGAAUAUGUUUCAGCAUAGAGAUGCUCUCAGAUCUCUGACUGACCUCAACCAAGACCCAAGCCGAGCCUUAUCUGGUAAAAAUGGUAGCAGUAGUGAUGGGAUUGCUCAUACUGAAGCAAUCCUAAACCGAAACCCAAGAGAUGCAAGCUCACUGACAAACCUCAAAAGGGCAAAUGCUGAUGUGGAAAUCAUUACCCCACGAAGUCCCAUGGGGAAGGAGAAUAUGGUCACAUUCAGUAACACAUUACCCAGGGCCAACACCCCAUCGGUGGAAGAUCCUGUGAGAAGAAACGCAACAAUUCAUGCCUCCAUGGAUUCUGCCCGCUCAAAGCAGCUUCUCACCCAGUGGAAGAGCAAGAAUGAAAGUCGGAAAUUAUCCUUGCAAGUCUUAGAGCCUGAACCUGGCCAGUCUCCACCAAGAUCCAUAGAAAUGAGGUCAAGCUCUGAACCAGCAAGGGUAGGGGUUAAUGGAGACCACCAUGGGCCUGGAAAUCAGUACCUAAAAAUCCAGCCUGGAAAUGUCCCAGUAUGUAACAAUAGUAUGCCUGGUGGACCAAGGGUGUCUAUUCAGUCUCGACCAGGUUCAUCACAACUGGUGCAUAUUCCUGAGGAGACCCAGGAAAACAUAAACACUUCUCCUAAAAGUAGCUCUGCUAGAGCCAAGUGGCUGAAAGCUGCUGAGAAGAGUGUUGCUUGUAGUCGGAGCAAUAGCCAACCUCGGAUUAUGCAGGUCAUCGCCAUGUCAAAGCAGCAAGGAGUCUUACAGAGUAGUCCAAAGAACACUGAAGGUAGCACAGUCACCUGCACUGGGUCUAUCCGUUACAAAACCUUGACAGAUCAUGAACCUGGUGGGAUUGUGAGAGUUGAAGCCCAUCCUGAAAACAAUCGACCAAUCAUCCAGAUCCCAUCUUCAGAAGGUGAAGGGAGUGGAUCUUGGAAAUGGAAAGCCCCUGAGAAAGGUAGUCUUCGUCAAACCUAUGAGCUCAAUGACCUCAACAGAGACUCCGAGAGCUGUGAGUCCCUAAAAGACAGUUUUGGGUCCGGAGAUCGGAAGAGAAGCAACAUUGACAGCAAUGAGCACCAUCAUCAUGGAAUCACAACCAUCCGUGUCACUCCUGUAGAAGGAAGUGAAAUUGGCUCAGAGACAUUGUCCAUCUCCUCAAGCCGUGACUCCACAUUGAGGAGAAAGGGUAACAUCAUCUUAAUUCCUGAAAGAAGCAACAGCCCAGAAAAUACUCGGAAUAUCUUCUAUAAGGGAACCUCCCCAACACGAGCUUACAAAGACUGAGCAAUGACCAUUGCUGUGGGCUGAUCCACCCCAGAAAGAUCACAUGUCAGUAUCACUAGUGUUCUAUAUGUAUUUUUUGAGCUGGUAUAGAAAAAAUAACCACUCACUAUGCCAAGUCAUUCAUCAUCAGCCCACCUGUUGAUAAAAGGCAAGGAACUGUCAUUUGCAUGGGCUUUUGUAUUUCUUUUGAGGGGGGGAACAAAGCACAAUGCAAGAACCUAACCAAUGUGAAGCAUUUUCCUAUAACAUGUUUCUCCAGACCCAGAAACAUCAAGUAAUAAUUUUUAAAAAGACAUUUUGUUCUGUGAAUGUGCCAACUUUGGGGGACUUUAUAUUUACAUCUGGGAUCAAGAAUAUAUGUACAUGUAUAUGUAUAUAUAGAGAUAGAUAGAUGUAUAUUUCAUUAUAUAUUGACUUCACCUACUCUUCACCCCACAUUUGAUAACAGGUGGUGCUGUUCUAAUGUUAACAUAUUUGACCAUUUAAACUUUUAUCUGUGACAUGUUGGUGUGCAGUUCCUUGUAGAGAAAUACUGCUUUAUGAUGAGGAUGCUAGCUGCAUUGUCGUAGAAUAGGAAAUCCUCCUUGCUUCCUUGUAGUGGCUCUGUCACAUUAAAUGGUCGAGAAGGUCGUGUGUAUCUUUCCUUGAUGUGCUUUCUACAAAGGCCCUCAGUGGCAUUUCACUGAGAUGUUAUGACCAACCCUUCUUCUGCACAGUUUCAUUGCUGCUCAAUUUCAUCUAAAUACAGGUGCUACUAAUGAAGACCCUACUUCUUAGUGGGUAAACUUGUAUGAUUGUUUUGAAUAUUUUUCCCCAAGGUUUUCUUUAAGGGACACAAUCAUAUUUGACAUUUCCAUGGCUUCCCCCUCUUGUCUUGUGAGCUUUAUGGUUAUUUUCCUAUUUCUUCUAAAGAUCACUAUCAAUCAUAUCCUGAACAAGACAUGCUAAUAUAUUCUUGGAAACUGAGAUAACCCAAACUUGGCCCUUAGUAGUUGCCAACAACUGAAACAGUAAUGGUUCAAGACAACU
Trichosurus vulpecula (common brushtail) is the source of this 3574-nucleotide messenger RNA. It is a transcript of the gene PLPPR4, whose product is annotated as phospholipid phosphatase related 4. The transcript has 7 exons. Gene Ontology annotation, biological process: axonogenesis; phospholipid dephosphorylation; phospholipid metabolic process. Gene Ontology annotation, molecular function: phosphatidate phosphatase activity. NCBI's taxonomy places the organism in Eukaryota, Metazoa, Chordata, Mammalia, Diprotodontia, Phalangeridae. The coding region runs from base 242 to 2545 and encodes 767 amino acids. The record is from RefSeq and is a predicted model, not a curated record.